Messenger RNA from Andrographis paniculata, 1699 nucleotides. Its product is annotated as cytochrome P450 71D95-like. Gene Ontology annotation, molecular function: iron ion binding; oxidoreductase activity, acting on paired donors, with incorporation or reduction of molecular oxygen; heme binding. Bases 72 to 1592 code for a protein of 506 amino acids. The transcript is spliced from 3 exons. NCBI's taxonomy places the organism in Eukaryota, Viridiplantae, Streptophyta, Magnoliopsida, Lamiales, Acanthaceae. The record is from RefSeq and is a predicted model, not a curated record.
AAUAUUAUGCACAGCAAUCAAUACUCAGAUUCGAUCUUUCAAAACCUCCCCAACAUUAAGUUCAUCCUUUCAUGGCGACAGAGCCGAUCACUCUCAACUACCCCACUCUCCUUCUCAUCCUUUCACCUCUCAUCAUCUUCUUCCUAAUCCGAAUCUUCAAUCCAUGGCGCCGCCGCCGGAACCCCCAAAAUCUACCUCCGAGCCCUCCAAAGCUGCCGGUGAUCGGCCACCUGCACCACCUCCUCGGAGGCCUGCCGCACCAGGUCCUCGCCAGAUUAUCCCGCAAGUACGGCCGUGUCCUGCUUCUGCAUCUCGGAGAGAUCUCGACGGUGGUGAUUUCCUCGCCGGCGGCUGCCAAGCAGGUCCUCAAGGACCAGGACCCCGCCUGCGCAGACAGACCCAAAACCAUCGGGCUCGAGAUCAUGUGGUAUAAUUACUCCGAUCUCGCCUUCUGCCCUUACAACGACCAGUGGCGACAACUGCGGAAAAUCUGUGUUCUCGAACUUCUGAGUUCAAAAAACGUUAAAUCUUUCGGCUACAUUAGGGAAGACGAAGCUUCACAUUUGAUCUCGACCGUCCAAUCCUUUGCAGCGUCGCGAGAGGCGAUCAAUCUGACGGAGACUAUUCUCCGAUUUUCAAGCUCCGUCAUUUGUCGGGCGGCGCUCGGGAAGGAUCAGACGGCCAAUGGCGAUGCUUUGAUUGAAAUGAUGAAGAAGGCUCUGUCGAUGGCCGGCGGAUUUGAGCUUGCCGAUCUGUUUCCAUCAUCGAAGUUGCUGAAUUUGCUGUGCUUGAAUAAGUAUAGGCUGAUGUGGAUGCACCGGAAACUCGAUUCCAUUCUCGAUGAUAUCGUGGAUGAGCAUAAACUCCGGAAGGGCGGUGAAUACGGCGGGGAAGAUAUAGUCGAUGCUAUGCUGAGAAUUAAUAGAAGUGAAGAUGGUCAAGACUCCAUUUCUAAGGAUAACAUCAAGGCCAUCAUCUUUGACAUGUUCAGCGGUGGGACAGAGACAACGUCUACAACCAUAGAUUGGGCGAUGGCUGAGCUAAUGAAAAACCCGAGAGUGAUGGCGAAGGCACAAGCGGAGCUAAGAGAAAUCCUAAAAGAAAAAAAGACAAUAAAUAGCGGCGACAUCGAAGAAAUGAAGUAUUUAAAGCUGGUGAUCAAAGAAACCCUACGAUUACACCCUCCGAUGCCAUUACUACCAAGAGCGUGCAGAGAUAAAUGCAUGGUCAAUGGAUAUUCGAUCCCUCUUAAAUCGAAGAUUUUGGUAAAUGUUUGGGCGAUUGGAAGGGAUCACGAGUAUUGGGACGAGGCUGAAAUGUUUAAACCGGAAAGGUUUGAGGAUAGUUCGAGAGAUUUCUUUGGGAACAACUUCGAUUACUUGCCAUUUGGGACUGGGAAAAGGAUCUGUCCCGGUAUAAAUUUCGGAUUGGCAAACGUCGAGCUGCCUUUGGCUCGACUGCUUUACCACUUCGAUUGGAGAAUGCCCGAUGGAAUGGAAGAGAAUGAGAUUGAUAUGACCGAGGGAUCGGGCAUCACCGUGUCCCGAAAGAAUGAUCUUUUCUUGGUUCCUUUGUUGGCUAAUGCUCCAUAGUUCACUUGAUCCAAGUUAGCUACAUUAUGCAUAAUUACAUUUUCGAAUCAAUGUAUCAUAGUUGUGUUAUGAAAAUUUACGAGGAAUAAAGGAGGGAGUUCUGGAGU